UCAUGGCGAUCACACUCGAAAUCUCAUCACGCUCCAUCGGACCAGGAAGUUCGAAACACACUCAACAAAAUGAAAUUCCUCAUCGUGUCCUUCGCUCUGGUUGCCUUCGUGGCGGCUCAACAGUAUCAUGUGCAGCCGCCUAUAGCCAUUCUAAAACAGGCACAGGACAUCUCGCCCGAGGGAACUUACAACUACCAGUACGAGACCGAGAACGGCAUCGCGGUGGCCGAGUCGGGCGCGCCACAACCCGUAGGACCCAAGGGUGAGCCUGCGGUGGUCGCUCAGGGUCAAUACCAGUACACUGCCCCCGACGGCACCCCCAUCGCCUUGAGCUACGUCGCCGACGAGAACGGUUUCCGUCCUCAGGGCGCUCACCUGCCGGUCGCUCCCGCCGUCCCCGAGCAGAUCCAAAGGGCCGUUGCAUACGUGCUGGCUCACCCACAACCCGAGAACCAGCAAUAGACGACAAAUAGCGAUAUUUCAUGGACAAUGCGAAUACCUCUCGAGCCACGUGUAUAAAUAUGAUACAUGUAUAAGCAUAAAUAUAGGUUUCUUAAGAUAAAUACAAGUGUUUCUUAGAAAACGGAAA
This is a messenger RNA of Odontomachus brunneus, 589 nucleotides long. Its product is annotated as endocuticle structural glycoprotein SgAbd-1-like. Gene Ontology annotation, molecular function: structural constituent of chitin-based larval cuticle. The transcript has 2 exons. The record is from RefSeq and is a predicted model, not a curated record. Lineage: Eukaryota; Metazoa; Arthropoda; Insecta; Hymenoptera; Formicidae. Bases 70 to 462 code for a protein of 130 amino acids. Gene Ontology annotation, cellular component: chitin-based extracellular matrix.